This is a messenger RNA of Oncorhynchus kisutch (coho salmon), 7553 nucleotides long. It is a transcript of the gene ormdl3, whose product is annotated as ORMDL sphingolipid biosynthesis regulator 3. Gene Ontology annotation, cellular component: endoplasmic reticulum membrane. Bases 356 to 817 code for a protein of 153 amino acids. NCBI's taxonomy places the organism in Eukaryota, Metazoa, Chordata, Actinopteri, Salmoniformes, Salmonidae. The record is from RefSeq and is a predicted model, not a curated record. The transcript is spliced from 4 exons.
UGAUGUAAAGACACCAAUCAGUGCUAAGAGCGAUAAAAAAAAUAAAAAAAACAACGUCCAAAUGUGGAGCUCUGAAAAUGAUGACGUUCUACAUGAAUUGCUGGCUGGUAGUGGAAGUGGAACUGUUUAGCCUGAAUGUCGGGCUAUAAACUGAAGAAUACUUGAAUAACAUUGCAUAAGAAAGCAAUAAGAAGGUAUUUGAAUGAAUGACUAAUCGAAGCGAUAUAGCAGUCUGACCUAUUGAUGCCAAUUACCUAACCAGAGAAGGCGAUAGUGAAUAAGAGGAAAACAGCGAUAUAACGGACUGAAGCUAAAAGUGCGAUUUCUCCUACGAGGAGCGUGGUAACGUGACAUCAUGAACGUGGGCACGGCACACAGCGAGGUGAACCCCAACACACGGGUAAUGAACAGCCGGGGCAUCUGGCUCUCCUACCUCCUGGGCAUCGGCCUGCUGCAUGUCAUCCUGCUCAGCAUCCCCUUCGCCAGUGUGCCCGUGGUCUGGACGCUCACCAACCUCAUACACAACCUGUGCAUGUACCUGUUGUUACACUUGGUGAAAGGAACCCCGUUUGAAACUCCGGACCAGAGCAAGGCUCGCUUCUACACAUACUGGGAGCAGAUGGACUAUGGUGUACAGUUCACUGCCUCACGCAAGUUCCUCACCAUCACUCCUAUCGUCCUCUACAUCCUCACCAGCUUCUACACCAAGUAUGACCGGGCCCACUUUGUGGUCAACACGGUCUCCCUGAUGACCGUGCUCAUUCCCAAGCUCCCCCAGCUUCACGGAGUUCGGAUCUUUGGCAUUAACAAGUACUGAUGGGGCGGAAGAGGACACCGCCAUUCCUCCAUCUCCCUGUGGACUGUAAACACAGAGUAUCAGGCCCCGCCGCAUUGGCCCCCAGCCCAUAGGGAUCCAUGGCCCCUCUCUGGCUCACAGGGCUAUUGAGCACUCUGCUAAAUGAAACCUAUGGGCGAUAUACAACACAGAAUUGACUUACAGGGCUCGGCUGGGUCCGAGCUCCUAUGUGGUUCUAUUGAAGCUGUGCUGUGGUUUAUUUGUGAUUCCUUUUAUGUCCAUUUGAUUUAAUUCACAGAGAACACUGCAAGUGACGCCUUUGAGGACAUACAGUAGUAUGAGAUGUAUUGAGAUUGAGUUACAAUGUGGAGAGGAGAAACCUCGGAGCAGUUUGAUCCUGAGAAAAGUGAGACUCAGACAUUUUGCACCCAGGGAGACAUUUUGGAAGUUAUGUCACUCAGUUAUGGAUGCCCUCUAGAAUUAGAACUCUACAUUUCUUUAGCAUCUUGUCCUCACAAGGCUCAUCCUCUCUUUCUCUCAUAAGAAAGGACAGAAUGAUAGAGAAAAGGUUAGCUCGGGAGUUGCUCUGACUGUUGCAGUGGUCAGACAGGAGGGACCACAGGGUUUAUAUUUAGCCCCCCCUGACCACUCAGUCUGAGUUUGGAAAGUUUAAGCAAAACGUAUUUUAUCUGAUCAUUUCCAUAUUUAGAUUGCCUUGCUCUGAUUUGAACCAGAGUAAACGUCUGUUCACAUUGCAGUCUUUAAUCUACAGUACAGAGUAGACAUGCUCAGGCCCCAAAGCUAAUUCCAGCUUUGUGAAUCUGUUGUAUUUACAUUUCAGUUGGGACCUUUAGGGCAGAAGAUGAAAAGCAGGUUAGGCGAUUCAUGUUCAUGGAAAACACUUGUGCAUACAUAUUGCAUACUCUAAGUCAGGGUUCCCCAACUGGCCCUUGGGUGGUUUUAUUUGUCCCCUCAAGUUUUCUGAGAUUUUCAUUGUAGGACAUAAAAGACUGUAGAAACACCAGGAAAUCAGCUCCCAUGUGAUUUAAAUUGAACAAAUCUGUUCCCAAGUAUUCCCACGCAUAAUAGAGAGACAGAAUAGAGAGAUUAUGUUUUAGUCAGACAUAUCUGUUUGGGCUUCUUGCGGUCAAUUUGCAGUCUACAAAUUAUUAGUAAUUAUGUUCCGGGCCCCGGACCAUCCGCUCAAGAAAAAAAUCGACCCGCGGCUGGGUCUAGUUGAUGAUCCCUGUUCUAAGUAUUGUAUAUUCAACAAUAAUAGAUUGUAGUGCAUGAGUAUGGGCUUAAAGACUUCCUUCAAACUGCACGUAGAGACAUAAAAAUUGUAUCCAUGACUUCAUCCGACUGGGUAAGUAGAAAAUAGGGCUUGAUUGACAAAAUCUCAAACUAUCCCUUCAGUUGAUACAAAGGCUAUAAAUGUGUUAUGACAUGUUGUAAUGUUGGUGUUUUAAUAAGGUACCAAGUACAGAUAGAUACCGGGAGUUUGCCACAUAGCAUGUAUUUACACUCUUUGAGCAGAGUCAUCAUGGCAACAACAUGGCAACAAACAACAACAAGCGUAUUUAAAAAGGGGAAACGGAAACUGAGAACUACGCAAGCACAAAGUGUUGUGUUCAGAACUGACACUCAGUUUAGUCCGAUUGAAGAGAGGUUGUGAUAAUUGAGAUGAAUGUUCGUUUGAAAUGAAUUCCCAGAGUCUUUCACACAGCUUUAGAUAACCCCCCAACAGAAAUUUUGGCAAUGAAAGGGAGAAAAGAACUUAGUGGAACAUUUUCAUAUCCACAAAAUGCACUAUAAUCAAAUAUGAAUGGCUUCAGUGGAUUUUAGUAAGUGCAGAGAAGAUUUAUUAAUUACACUUAUGACUGACAGGGUUUCAAUGUACAACCAUUAGAGAUACUGCAUAUUGUUUUUUAUUAGAAGUAAAAACCAAAGUAUGUGCGCCUUCCUAGUUUGUUAGCACAGUAGGUAGCAAAGAACACGAGUGUUUUUCAAUGUGUUUGAGGUCUGUUGCACAGGAGCAAUGUGAUGUUUAUGUGUGAUCUGACUGGUACAGAGCACAGGACUUUAUUCGUUUGAUUGUGUAACAACAUUACAGUCUUAUGAAUUUGUAGGUACUCGCUUGAUAGUGGAUUAGGAAAAAUAUAGCUUAGGGCUUUUUUGGCACUUAAGUUCAGAAGGAGGAUGGACUAUUGUAAAUAUAUUUUACAAAUGAAAACCUAUAACGAUGAGGGUUAAAGAUUUUGUGUUUUUGUUUUGUUAAGAGUAGGCCUACAUGGAAAAAACACAUAGUUCUACGGGCAAGCAAACAGUUCUUUCUUUCUAGUGAAUACCUGUACACGAUAGGCAUUGUUUAGUCCAACCACACAGAAUACCAUGCUUAUCUCUGGCAUUUGGUUUCAGUGAAUGAGGAUCGUAACUUCAGUGGGUGUACCAAUGUUAUUCAAAUACGUAUAGUACACCUGAAUACAGUUGGUCAAUUCCUGACAAAUGUACAGUAGCAAGCGAUAUUAACAUAACUUGUGUUGGCCUUACGCCCUUAGCAGUAUUUUGUCGUGGUGUAUAAAAACCUACCCAGGCCUCGAAGUCAUCCUACCUUCAAAGAACUCUGCUCAUGUUUAAAGUUGUUGAGCAGGAAACGUCCAUUAUGAAAACCUUCGGUGGGAGUUUUUGCCUCUAUUCUAAAUGGUCAUUUAAAGUAGUGUUUAGCUGAAAACAUGUAGCUUAUGUAGAGACAAGUCUUUCUGUUACAUAUGAGAAUAGUGUAAUGUUUAGGUUGGUUAAACAACAAAACAGUCGGACCACAGAAAUGCGUUGUGUAAGCUGCUGAGACUUGGACAUUGCCAAGUGGUUUAGAAUCUAGACCCUGUCCGUAUUAGCUGAGCCUUAAUUAUUAAUAGCAUAAUAUUUCCACUAGUGUUGAUCUUGAACACUUAGGCUUGUGCUCUCUUUCAACCCCUACUUAGUACAAAACUAGUCAUACAACUUUAGAUAGUAAUCCAUGGGUAUUGCAACCCGAAUCCAAUUAGUGUUUGGAACAUUAGAAGCCAAAGCCAGCAGCUUGUUAAACAUUGAUUGAGGGAGAGUGAUAGGGAUAGUGCUGAAAGUGAGUCAUCAGGUGUCACUUGGCCAGCUUUGCUAGCCUCAGACUGGCACUGAACCUACAGAUGUACCCUUACAGAAAAACCACAUGAUUUCACAUAAAAUGUCAUGUGAAAAGUUUUUUGGGGACCACCACGUCUUCACGUGUAGUUUCAUGUAGUCACAUGUUGCUUUCCAUGUUGUCACGUUAUCACAUUUACUUCACGUAAGAUCACAUUAAAACGUGUUUUUAGAACACUGUGUUCCCGUGUGAAAUUCAUGUGUGUCCCCCCCCCCCCCCGUAAGUGUAGGUUCUUUGUUGUUCCAGAAGAAAGUGUCUCCCUUCUUACAGUACAAUCCAUGUCAGUAGACUAAAGCAGUCGUUGGCUAAUCUAUUAAUAAGUAUGACAGUGACUUGGGCUCUGUUCAUAGCAUAAUGCUGUCUGUUUACAAAUACAUUGUAGAGCAUUGUGAAUUAUAGCUGAUGUUGUUGAAUUAUAUAUUCUUUUCCAGGUUGAGAGUCUACCGUUGGCGACGGUGUUUUAUGAUCUAAUUAUACAUUUACAAAAGUUUUGUCUUUGUAUGACCUUUUUCUCAAUAUUUGUAUAUAAAUUAGUGAUAACCUACAAUGACACGUAUGAAAAGUUAGAAAUGGAUAUUCACUUUACGUAAUUUAAAGUAGAUUUAUUUUCUCUCUGGCAGCGAAUAUACAAUAGUUUAUUAAUAAUAGAUUUUAGUUAGUAUGGUGAACUCGUUAGAUUUGUAAAAUAUUUAGGAAAUUCUGACUUUUAUUUGCUUAAGGGACGUUUAUCCAGAAUCUACACUGAACAAAAUUAUAAACGCAACUUGCAACAAUUUAAACAAUUUUACUGAGUUACAGUUAAUAUAAGGAAAUCAGUUCAUUAAAGAAAAAAGGGCUUUAUUACAGACAGAAACACUCCUCAGUUUCACCAGCUGUCCAGGUGGCUGGUUUCAGACGAUUCCGCAGGUGAAGAAGCCGGAUGUGGAGGUCCUGGGCUGGCGUGCUUACACGUGGUCUGCGGUUGUGAGGCCGGUUGGACCUCCUGCCAAAUUCUCUAAAACGAUGUUGGUGGCGACUUAUGGUAGAGAAAUUAACAUUCAAUUAUCUUGUAACAGCAAUGGUGGAAAUGCCUGCAGUCAGCAUGCCAAUUGUGUGCUCGCUCAAAAUUUGAGAUAUCUGUGGCAUUGUGUUGUGUGACAAAACCACACAUUUUUUAGUGGCCUUUUAUUGUCCCCAGCACCUGUGUAUUGAUCAUGCUGUUUAAUCAGCUUCUUGAUAUGCCACACCUGUCAGGUGGAUGGAUAAUCUUGGCAAAGGAGAAAUGCUCAAUAACAGUGAUGUAAACAGAUUUGUGCACAAUUUUAAUUUCAGCUCAUGAAACAUAGGACCAAAACUUUACAUGUUGCGUUUAUAUUUUUGUUCUGUAUAGUAACUGAAUGUUUUCAGAACGGGUUUGUCUAGGCUUGGGUGUUUAACAAGAUUACUUGAUUGUUUUGGUAAACUAUGACACAACAUAAAAAUUCUAUAUUCAUCUAAUCAAAUUGUUUUGUAAUUGUUUAUAGCUACCUCUCGUAACAUUUAAAAGUUUUAUCACCUCAGUAAACCAACCAACACUUGAUGGCAGCAAAGCUGUACUGAGGGGAUAUCCUUUAGUAAAGUACACUAGUAGAAUACUUUGACAUGGAUACUGGCCAGCACUUAUCAGCCAAUAAAACAUCAGUCUGGGUCAUUUGAGCUCUAACCAUGAACACUAACCAAGCCCAGCCCCAUAUGUUGCUGAAUCUGAGUUAGGAUAGUACAAGAAUCCAUAGGCGUGAAGCCACACGCUUUAAGGUGUUCAUGUCUGUGGCUUUAAAUUUGUUAUUAAAUGUUUAUGAUAAUAUACAGACAGUCCACAUACCCCAGAAGUCAUUUGAACCUCUCCAUUACCUCAUACAAUGCUAGAUUGUUGUUAUUGUUAUAAAGAAUUUGCCAUUUUUUGUUGACCUCAUGCUCUCCAGUCACGUUGUCUCGCUAAAACACUUAUCUCCAGCAGAGGGCAGCAAAUGCCUGUCACUGAUCCUAAUCUGAACUGUCAUGUUUCUAUUAUAAAUAGGAAUCGCCUCAAGAUAAAAAUUAUUGGCCUUUUUUUUUUUUCAUUUUUUUUUUUUCAUGUCCAGGGGUUUUGUGAGGACUUCUCAGCUCACCCUUGACUCUUUAAUUAAAAAUGAAAGAUUCUUGCUUGCUUUGUGCACAAAUAGUGGUUGGUUGGUGGCUUCUAUGAACUUUUAGCUCAAAAUUCAAUUUUUUAAAAUAGCCCCAAUUCCUCCCGUCUCACCCAGUCUCACUGUUCAUCGUUAAAGGACUUCACUCCCACGUCUCCAAUAGCUUGUUCAUUUUCCCUAUCUGAGAGCAGGGACCUUAUGUUCCCCCAGCCCUCCCUAUAGUAAGGACUUCCCAUAAAUAUGAUCUAACAUAUUCUGUACAAGAUCAGUCAGUGCCAGCACCUUUGUCUGCACUGUUUGGUGAUACUCAAAGGUUUCCUGUGUCAUUUUCACCUAGUGUAUGGUGUAAACCUUGCAAUUAUUUCACAAUGGAAAAUGUGUAUUGUACUUAGAUAAAAUGUUGUCUUACUGGCAAGUAUAGGAGAGUGACAAGGCCAAACUAGUUUGUAAACACAUACAGCUCCAACGUUUUCCAAGAGGAGCAACAUCCAAUAUGAAUACCCGUUUAUUAAAGGAACACUCCAUCCCCAAAAAAGUUAAACGCAUGGGAUGUUAGUUGCCUACUUAUUCCAAGUUUCGCCUUUGAAAUAUACAUGUGCUGUGUUGUUGGAUUCCCUUUGCGUGUACCGGGGCUUUUUGAGUACGUGACCAUGACAGCACGCGUGGGGGAUUAGAUACGUUUGCAAACACAACAAAUCAUUUAGUAAUGGAAUGGUUGUGCCCAUGUACUCCCCCUUCUACUCCCUGACGCGCACACAAAGUAACCUGAACGAGUGCGGCAGUGCUGAAUAUCUCAUGUGUUCCUGGUGGGAGUGCCCUGGGAGUACGGGGGAAAAUGGGAAGCAUUUUACAGUACGGAUGAGUUUAGCUAUAAAUAGUAGAGUUCCAGAAUAUAUUUCAAUUAAAUAUGAGCUUUGGAUCCAAUAUGGAUCUGUGAACAGAGAAACCCAAGGACGGUUCAGAGGACAGAGCCUUAAAAAAACGUGUUCAGCUGUUAUUGGAAAGCGCUUGGGAGGAGAGGGAAGAGAGUGAAGAGUUGGAUGCUGUCUCAAGCUCAGGGGGGAGCUGCUAUGUAAUGGGUGUACUGUCAAACAGAGUAAUCUGUCAUAUCCAAAACACAUCAUCAUGAUGACGUGGAAAGUUAAAAAUAUAGCUUUUGAGUUCAGGAAGAAUUUCCCAAUACAAUCCCAAUGCACUACAGUAUGAUAGCUAUUGGGAAACUAUAGUCAAAAGGGAAAGGGCCAGAUUCAGUUCUAUUUUUGCACUGAGCCAAGAGUCAAAUGUCAAGAGACAAAGGUCAAAACUCAGAUACAAAAAAAAAACUGAUAUUCCCAAAUGUUUAUGUUUAUUUGAUUUGACAUAUAACCCUUUUACAUGUUGUUUAUACAUUUCACAUUUUCGUCAGUUAUAUCCAAUAAACAUAUUUUUAAAGCCA